Molecule: messenger RNA, 1811 nt
Organism: Triticum aestivum (bread wheat)
Lineage: Eukaryota; Viridiplantae; Streptophyta; Magnoliopsida; Poales; Poaceae
Product: high-affinity nitrate transporter 2.1
Exons: 1
Coding region: 60-1583 (507 amino acids)
Biological process (GO): transmembrane transport
Molecular function (GO): nitrate transmembrane transporter activity
Source: RefSeq, a predicted model, not a curated record
GCACCAAGCCUCCAAGGAGCAAGAAGAGAAGAAGCCUUGCUCGAUCAAGCAAGGUCGAAAUGGAGGUGGAGGCCAGCGCCCAUGGCGACACGGCGGCGAGCAAGUUCACGCUGCCCGUGGACUCCGAGCACAAGGCCAAGUCCUUCAGACUCUUCUCCUUCGCCAACCCCCACAUGCGUACCUUCCACCUCUCCUGGAUAUCCUUCUUCACCUGCUUCGUCUCCACCUUCGCGGCGGCACCGUUGGUGCCCAUCAUCCGUGACAACCUCAACCUCGCUAAGGCCGACAUAGGGAAUGCCGGUGUGGCAUCUGUGUCUGGGUCCAUCUUCUCCAGGCUUGCCAUGGGUGCCAUCUGCGACCUUUUAGGGCCGCGGUAUGGCUGCGCCUUCCUCGUCAUGCUCUCAGCACCCACUGUGUUUUGCAUGGCUGCUAUCGACGAUGCGUCAGGCUACAUCGCCGUACGCUUCCUCAUUGGCUUCUCCCUCGCCACCUUCGUGUCAUGCCAAUAUUGGAUGAGCACCAUGUUCAACAGUAAGAUCAUUGGCACGGUGAAUGGCCUCGCGGCCGGCUGGGGCAACAUGGGCGGUGGUGCCACACAACUCAUCAUGCCGCUUGUUUUCCAUGCCAUCCAAAAGUGUGGUGCCACACCCUUCGUGGCAUGGCGUAUUGCCUAUUUCGUGCCGGGAAUGAUGCACAUCGUCAUGGGGUUGCUUGUGCUCACUAUGGGCCAAGAUCUCCCCGACGGCAACCUUGCGAGUCUCCAGAAGAAGGGGGACAUGGCCAAGGACAAAUUCUCGAAGGUCCUUUGGGGUGCGGUCACCAACUACCGGACAUGGAUAUUCGUCCUCCUCUACGGCUACUGCAUGGGUGUCGAGCUCACCACCGACAACGUCAUCGCCGAGUACUACUACGACCACUUCCACCUUGACCUUCGCGCCGCUGGCACCAUUGCCGCUUGCUUCGGCAUGGCCAACAUCGUCGCGCGUCCUAUGGGUGGCUAUCUCUCUGACCUUGGUGCCCGCUACUUCGGCAUGCGUGCUCGGCUCUGGAACAUCUGGAUCCUCCAGACCGCUGGUGGCGCUUUCUGCAUCUGGCUCGGUCGUGCAUCGGCCCUUCCUGCCUCAGUCACGGCCAUGGUCCUCUUUUCCAUUUGUGCACAAGCUGCUUGUGGUGCUGUAUUUGGCGUCGCACCCUUCGUUUCCAGGCGUUCCCUUGGCAUCAUCUCCGGGCUGACCGGCGCUGGUGGCAAUGUUGGCGCAGGGCUAACGCAACUUCUUUUCUUCACAUCGUCGCAAUACUCCACCGGGAGGGGUCUCGAGUACAUGGGCAUCAUGAUCAUGGCAUGCACAUUACCCGUCGCUCUGGUGCACUUCCCCCAAUGGGGCUCCAUGUUCUUCCCGGCUAGCGCUGAUGCCACGGAAGAGGAAUACUAUGCUUCUGAGUGGUCGGAGGAGGAGAAGGGCAAGGGUCUCCAUAUUACAGGCCAAAAGUUCGCAGAGAACUCCCGCUCAGAGCGCGGCAGGCGCAACGUCAUCCUUGCCACAUCCGCCACGCCACCCAACAACACACCCCAGCACGUAUAAGGCCCUUAUUUUUAUGUCACCUAAGAAUUUUACUGUUCAUCACGUAUAUAUACAAACCGUAUAUCUACGUCUGCAGCCCCAGCGUAAUAAGUUGUAUGGGGAUUUAUGUUUCUACUAGUAAACUUAAGGAAACGCUGCUUUUGCGUUCCUGCUCUGUACGCAUGAAAUGUAUUAUCAAUUUGAGUCCGAAAUUACUACAUGCACAGUUUUGAUGUUUGCGUGCUUCAU